Molecule: messenger RNA, 1509 nt
Organism: Fusarium pseudograminearum CS3096
Lineage: Eukaryota; Fungi; Ascomycota; Sordariomycetes; Hypocreales; Nectriaceae
Exons: 4
Coding region: 1-1509 (502 amino acids)
Molecular function (GO): FAD binding
Source: RefSeq, a predicted model, not a curated record
AUGCGUUUCACAAUCAAGCUUGCUGCUGCUGUCACAGCAUGGGCUGCUACCGCUACAUGCGCAGCCACUUCGUUAAUUCGAAGUGACAUCUCUGGCACAUGUUCCGAAGAUCUUGGGCAGCUCGGAAAGAAGUUGUCAAAAUCAGCCAAGAUCUACUGCCCCGGAUCGCCCGAGUUCGAAAAGGCUUCUACUCGUUGGUCUGUUCUGGACGCUCCCAAAGUCAACAUCGUUGUUGUACCUGGCACUGAGCAAGAUGUUGCUACAACGGUCAAGUACGCCAAUAAAAAGAGUCUGCCUUUUCUCGCCUUCAACACAGCUCACGGUGCUAUUACAACUCUCGGACGAAUGGACCAUGGCAUCGAGAUCUACCUGAACCAAUUGAACACAGUCGAAGUCGCUGGAGAUGGCAAGACUGCUACUAUUGGCGGCGGCACGCAGUCUAAGAAGGUCACGGACACUCUUUGGGCAGCCAACAAGCAAACUGUGACUGGAACCUGCGAGUGCGUUAGCUACAUGGGCCCUGGCCUCGGAGGAGGACACGGUUGGCUCCAAGGCCAUCACGGCAUCGUUGCAGAUCAGUGGGUCUCUGUGAAUAUCGUGCUAGCCGAUGGCUCCUUCAAAACCGUCAACAAGGAUUCUGAUCUUUGGUGGGCCCUCAAAGGUGCCGGUCACAACUUUGGAAUUGUAACUUCCGUCACGUCCAAGGUCUAUGAGAUCCAGCACCGUGACUGGGCCAUCGAGACUCUUGUAUUCAGCGGCGAACAUGUUGAGAAGCUUUACCGCGCUACCAACGAGCAUCUGCUGCGCAAACAGCCUGAGGGGCUCAUCAGCUGGAGUUACUGGGUGCACGAUCCUACUGCUGACCCCGAGAAUCCAAUUAUCCUUUUCUGGCUAAUCCAGGAGGGGGCCAAGACCAUCGACACCAAGAUUUCAAAGCCCUUCCAUGAUCUCAAGCCCCUCGCCAUCAGUCCCGACUCUGGUGACUACCGCGAUCUGGCUAGGUGGACUCAAAUUGACAUUGAUGCUCCAGCAUGCCAGAAGAGUGGUCUCGUAAACCCUCGUUUCCCUCUGUAUCUCAAGGAGUUCAACGUCGCCGCCAUGAAAGAAGCAUGGGAUCUCUUUUCUGCCGAGACUGGCCCCGAGUCUCCCUUCAACACUUCCAUCUUUAUGUUCGAAGCCUACUCCACCCAGGGUGUCCGUGGUACCAAAGCGAAGGAUUCCGCCUUUGCCUUCCGUGACGAGAAUGUUCUCACUGCUCCUUUGAUUACUUACAAGCCGGGUGAUGCUGCGCUUGACGAGAAAGCUGCAAAGAUUGGAAACGACCUGCGUGAUAUCCUUCACAAAGAAUCUGGUCAGAGGAAUAUGGGUGUCUAUAUCAAUUACGCUUAUGGCAAUGAGAAGCCUACUGAUUGGUACGGAGGCGAGAAAUGGAGACAGGAGCGUCUGCGGAGCUUGAAGAACAAGUAUGAUCCCAAGGGCAAGUUCAGCUUCUUUGGUCCAAUUGCUUAG